Molecule: messenger RNA, 2340 nt
Organism: Syzygium oleosum
Lineage: Eukaryota; Viridiplantae; Streptophyta; Magnoliopsida; Myrtales; Myrtaceae
Product: root phototropism protein 2-like
Exons: 7
Coding region: 287-1999 (570 amino acids)
Molecular function (GO): protein binding
Source: RefSeq, a predicted model, not a curated record
UGAGCGGGACGUUGCUGAAUCUUGCAUGAAGCCGUUCUCUAUAAGUUCCAAUCAAGAGGUUCUUGAUAUUCUCAUCCACUGAGAAAAAACAGAAAACCUGAUCCAAAACAGGGUUCAGAAGUAGCUCAAGAAAGGAACAGAGGCACUUGGAAGAGCAGGCCGGUGAGGAAGCACAAGUGAGCUCAACUCAACUUGGAUACAGGAGCACCCUUGUGUUUGGUCAAAUGCCCGAAAAGCUCAGACUCUUAACACAAAACUCUUCCUGCAUAAGAGAUUGAUUUGAGUCAUGGCUUCUCAUGUGAAGAGCAAUGGCGGGAUCUCUAUUGCCAGGGAGAGGACUGGUCAAUGGCUUCUUUCUCAAGAAAUUCCGACUGAUAUUGACGUCAAAGUAGGCAAAGCAAAUUUCUCUCUCCAUAAGUUCAUGCUAGUGGCUAAGAGCAACUACAUGAGGAAGAUGGUGAUGGAGUCGAAGGAAGCGGAACUGACCAGGAUCGAUCUGUCCAACAUCCCUGGAGGCCCAGAGAUAUUUGAGAAAGUGGCAAACUUCUGCUACAACGGCGACUUCGAGAUCACGGUGAAUAACGUUGCCGCUCUUCGUUGUGCUGCGGAGUACCUGGAAAUGACAGACCAGUAUUGUGACAACAACCUUGCGGGCCGUACUGAGGACUUCCUUGUUCAGGUGGCCUUCUCGAGCCUGUCUGGCAUGAUCCUCGUUUUGAAGUCAUGUGAAGAUCUUCUUCCCAAGGCAGAGGACCUCAAGAUUGUCCAAAGAUGUCUCGACGUGGCAAGUGCCAAGGUAUGUAAAGAGGCGAUUUUUCCGAGCCGUUCUCCAUCAAACUGGUGGACAGUCGAGCUAUCGGUGUUAAAUGUUUUGUUCUUUGGAAAGAUCAUUGCUGCAAUGCAACAAAGAGGUGCGAAGGCCCUUAUCCUGGCCAUGGCUAUCAUCACAUACGCAGAAAGAUCUCUCCCAGGUCUCGUACGAGACCAUUCUGGCGUCAGAACUAAGUCAUCAGAUAUCAACGACUCCCAUGGUCUAGAGCAGCAGCGCAAGUUACUUGAAUCUAUAGUUAUGCUUUUACCCCCAGAAAUAGCUGCUUUUCCCAUUAGAUUCAUUUGCUGCCUUCUCCGAGUUGCUAUCUUUCUUAAAGCCUCGACCAAUUGCAAGAAGGAGCUUGAGAAACGGCUCUCUUCGAUUUUAGAGCAUGUGACGGAGGACGAUCUUCUCAUUCUGUCGUUCAGUUACGAUGGCGAGCAGCUCUUUGAUCUGGAGAGUGUUAGGAGAAUUAUUUUGGCUUUUGUCGAGAAGGAAAAGAGUGUGGCUGUGUUCAAUGGCGUCUUCCAGGAGGUUUGUUCCGCACCGAUGGAGAGAGUUGCCAAGAUGGUCGAUGCAUAUUUAGGAGAAAUUGCGAUAUACAGUGAACUCAGCAUCUCGAAGUUCAAUGCGAUCGCGACCCUCUUGCCUAAGGCAGCUAGAAAGGUCGAUGACGAUCUGUACCGAGCAAUCGAUAUAUACUUCAAGGCCCAUCCAAACCUUGAUGAGAUAGAGCGAGAGAAAGCAUGCAGUGUGAUGGACCCGCUGAAACUGUCGCACGAAGCUCGGCUUCAUGCCUCGCAGAACAAGCGGUUACCCGUGCAGAUCGUUCUGCACGCACUCUACUAUGACCAGCUGAAGCUCAGGAGCCGAAUGGACAACGGCGACGUACCUGAUCCCAUGGCAACAAGGAGCCAAGUGCUGGCUGAUGUGUCAUUGGUCAGGGAAAACGAAACCUUAAGGUCCGAGCUAAUGACGAUGAAGAUGUACAUCUCUGAUAUGCAGAACCCGAAGAGCCGAGGAACGACGUCCUCCAAGGGAGGCGCCAAAAAGACUACCUUCUUCUCUUCAAUGACCAAGACACUCGGAAAGUUGAACCCAUUCCGCCAUGGGUCAAAAGACACUUCCAACAUCGACGACAUGGUGGAUAUUACGAAGCCAAGAAGGAGAAGGUUCUCCAUCUCUUGAUUUGUAGACGGCUUCUCUUCCGGUGCUUAUAUUGGUGUAGGUGUUCUGUUUCUGCUCCGAUACAGGACCUUCCUUUUUGUGCUCUGAUGGGGUCCUUUUUGUCUCGCAUUUUUCUUCAGUCUCCUGGAAUGCUGGGAGCUACUAUGGCGUUUGUUAGUGUGUAAAAAAUUGAAUUUGUUGAUUCUGUAGCGUGAGCAUUUUAUGUCAGCGAUAGAAAAAAAAAGGUGUGUGCCAUUAUCUUAAAAGUGAUUUAUUCACUUUAAUUUAGGCAUCUUGCAGUCUGGUCUGUAUCAUAUUCCCUGUAAUUUCUGAAGAAAACUCCUACAUAUUCAACCUUGCAA